Molecule: messenger RNA, 1997 nt
Organism: Gopherus evgoodei (Goodes thornscrub tortoise)
Lineage: Eukaryota; Metazoa; Chordata; Testudines; Testudinidae
Product: dimethylaniline monooxygenase [N-oxide-forming] 5-like
Exons: 8
Coding region: 100-1785 (561 amino acids)
Molecular function (GO): N,N-dimethylaniline monooxygenase activity; flavin adenine dinucleotide binding; NADP binding
Source: RefSeq, a predicted model, not a curated record
UGCCUUAGACAGCCCAAUCAGAGAGCAGCCCUGACUCAAGCUGCUCCUUCAUUCGGAGUCGGCAAGUAAUUGCAACUCCUCCAGCUCUGAACUGCACCAAUGGGGAAUACGGCCGAGGUUCCCCCUCUCCCAGGUGGCUGGCAAAGCACUCUGAAGCCAGACGGCAUGGCACAGAAGAGGGUUGCAGUUAUUGGAGCUGGCAUUUGUGGACUGAGCUCCAUUAAAUGCUGCUUGGACGAGGGGCUGGAGCCCACCUGCUUCGAGAGAAGCAGCGACAUUGGAGGGCUCUGGAGAUUUGAGGAGAAUCCCGAAGAGGGCAGGGCCAGCAUCUACAAAUCUGUCAUUAUCAACACCUCCAAGGAGAUGAUGUGCUUCAGUGACUUCCCCAUCCCAGCCAAUUUCCCCAACUACAUGCACAACUCCAAAAUCAUGGAGUAUUUCCGCAUGUAUGCCGACCAUUUCGACCUUCUGAAAUACAUUUGCUUCAAGACCAUCGUGGUCAGUGUGACAAAACACCCAGAUUUCUCCACCACAGGCCAGUGGGACAUUGUCACAGAGACAGCAGGGAAGCAGGAGUCAGCCAUCUUUGAUGGGGUCAUGGUUUGCACCGGCCAUCACACCAACGCCCAUCUGCCACUGGACUCCUUCCCAGGGAUCGAAAAGUUCAAAGGCCGCUACUUCCACAGCCGGGAUUACAAGACGCCCCAGGAGUUCUCGGGGAAGAGAGUCAUUGUGAUCGGCACUGGCAAUUCAGGAACAGACCUGGCAGUGGAGCUCAGCCACACCGCAGAUCAGGUUUUCCUUAGCACCAGGCGAGGUGCAUGGAUACUUGGUCGGAUUGGAGAAGAAGGGUACCCCAUAGACACAAUUUAUACCACUCGCUAUGUGGAAUUCCUCAGGCGCAUUGUGCCUCUAUCCCUGCUUAACUACUUUGCAGAGAAGAAAUUGAAUGCAAAAUUCAACCAUGCAAUCUAUGGUCUGCAGCCUGCACACAGGCUUUUGAGCCAGCACCCAACCAUCAACGACGACCUGCCAAACUGCAUCAUCUCGGGCAAGGUGCUGGUAAAAUCAAACAUCAGGGCAUUCACUGAAACCAGCGCCAUCUUUGAAGAUGGCACCAGAGAGGAGGACAUUGAUGUGGUUGUCUUCGCUACGGGAUACAGCUUCUCUUUCCCCUUCCUUGGGGACUGUGCCAAAGUGAUCAAAAACCAGGUCUCCCUGUAUAAAUUUGUCUUCCCUCCUCAGCUGGAGAAACCAACUCUGGCUUUCAUUGGCCUCAUCCAGCCACUGGGGGCCAUCAUGCCCAUUGCUGAACUCCAGGGUCGCUGGGCAACACGUGUGUUCACAGGGCUGAACAGAUUGCCUUCAGCAAGCAACAUGAUGGCCGAUAUUGCACAGAAGAGAGAGGAAAUGGCAAAACAGUAUGUGAAAAGCCAGCGCUAUACCAUCCAGGCAGAUUACAUCCCAUACAUGGAUGAAGUGGCCUGCCUGGCAGGGGUCAAGCCCAAAAUCUUGUCUCUCUUCCUCAUGGAUCCAAAGCUUGCCGUGGAGGUUUUCUUUGGCCCCUGCACGCCGUACCAGUACCGCCUGAGAGGGCCAGGGAAGUGGGAUGGAGCCAGGAAAGCCAUCCUGACCCAGAGAGAACGGAUCAUUAAACCUCUGAAAACUAGAGUCCUAGAUGAUUAUACAGGUGCCUUGGUGCCUUACUACCUUCAGAUUUUUCUCAUUGUUGCUUUAAUUGCUGUAACUUUUGUUUAUUUUCCUUGGUCCUUUUUUCCCCUCUGACAAGUGUCAUUUUUCAAGCUGUGAGACCAGUUCAUGGUUUCGCUUCUUUCCUUUGCAUUCAUAUGGGCUGACUGGACUAUAGUGGGCACCUCUGUUUUCAGCUACCUCAACAAGGUGAGAGCCUGUCUUCUAUGUAGGCCAGGCCCGCACAACUCGUAAAGCAGCGAGGGCCACAUUACUCCGAAGGAAACAGCUGAGGGCCGAAACCCCCC